Molecule: messenger RNA, 2880 nt
Organism: Anarrhichthys ocellatus (wolf-eel)
Lineage: Eukaryota; Metazoa; Chordata; Actinopteri; Perciformes; Anarhichadidae
Gene: il21r.1
Product: interleukin 21 receptor, tandem duplicate 1
Exons: 11
Coding region: 431-2035 (534 amino acids)
Biological process (GO): cytokine-mediated signaling pathway
Cellular component (GO): external side of plasma membrane
Molecular function (GO): cytokine receptor activity; protein binding
Source: RefSeq, a predicted model, not a curated record
GCAUGCCAGUAAUGUCAGCAGCCCUGUGGUACACCAGCAGUGACCUGCCAAUGGGACGUGGGAGAAGAGGAGGAUGGCAAUCUGAAUGAACAAAGAAAUCAUGAGCCUACAGUUGAUAUCUCCCAAACUAGGCAACCCACACCAAUACAAGCAGCACAGGAGCAGCGUGGAUGUGGUGGGAAGGCACCGCACAGACACUGUUCAAAGGGUCUGAAACCACAUCCUUAGUCACACCGCUGAUGUCGAUGAUGCCUUCGCAGUCACAAACCAAACCCGAAACAUUGUUCCACUGAACGUUCUCACACAGACGUCAGUGCAUCGGUGACUCUGUUAGCGUGUUGGCUGAUUACGUGGCAGCAUUUUAGAUUGAAAGAAGUUUCAGCUGCUGUAUUUCCUUCUAACCAGCAGCUGAUAACAGUGGGUCGUCCCUAUGGCUCUCAGACCGGGGCUCCUGUUGUUGCUGUGGGACCUCACUUUGUAUGUCCACGGUGUCACGUCUUGCAAUGUCACCUGCACAACGGACUACACGGUUUCUCUGAACUGUUCCUGCUCAGACUCUGUGCCGACAUAUUCCGGCCUCCUCACAGUCAAGUGCAGUUAUGAAGAUCUUGUGGUUAAUGGAAGCUGUGAAGUCAAACCCCCUCAGUCCUGGUGCGUAAUGUAUCCGGAGAUGCUUGAAGAAGUUGCAUUCCUUGAAACCAUGUGUACCGUGACAGCCAGUCGACAGGGCGAUCAAGGGAAUGCCAGUGUGUCACCCGAAUGGGCACUGGGUGAUGUGGUGAAACCUUCGCCUCCUGUCAAUGUUCGUGUGACAAACACCGACAUAUUCUACAACAUCACUUGGGACCACAGCAACCAAGACGAUUGUCUCACAUACAGGGUGCGCGUAAGAGACAACAAAGAGUUUUCGAAGGAUCCAGCUCUUUCCUUUUUUGCGACAGAGAAGAAGGCUCUGUUAGACCAUACGAAUCUACAACCACAUGUCAUCUACACUGUGGAUGUUCAGGCCAAGAUGUGUCCUGAGAAUCCCUAUCUCGGUCCAUGGAGCGAGUGGAGUUCCGCUGCACAUUGGCGGAUUAGAGGAACGUAUGAAGGAACUAAUGGCCUUUGGUGGUACGUCACCCUGUCCGUCAUUCUUGUCCUUGUUCUGUUGCUGGGUUAUUUUAAAAAACCGUGGUGGCAGCAAAAACUCCAACGGAUUUUAUACAUCCCCAAGGCAGAGGAGUUUUUCAAGCCCCUCGAUCUCAUCUAUGGAGGGAACUUUAAGGAGUGGGUGAAGCCCAUAUUCAGCGAGUACGAUUACCUGAAGAUCAACUCACAUGCUCAGAUGAUGAGCGAGAAGCAGCACGACGUCCUUCAAUGGAACAACGAGAAACAAUGCUACAGCGAGGACAACAAGAUGAAACAGGGUGGUCAGUUCCUCCACACGCUGCAGCCUCACAGCAACUCGCUGCUGUUCUUCCAGGACGGUGGCAGUUCACAGGGCACCGGACACUCCACCGGACACAUCUCCAUCCACACUGUGACUCUAUCUGGAGAAGAGGAGUUUGAGGAGGAAGUCGCGUCACAGAGCUCUGUAAACCCCCUCAGAAGUUACCAAGAGGGAGAACGCUUUGGUUCAUUUGAGGAAGGCAACAGAGAACAUGCUGGUUAUGAUUUAGAGGGACCUCAUAGGCAAAGCGGGGUAUUACCACAACAUGAAAACCAAAUAUUGAAUAACUUGUCAAUGGAAAAUAUAAACUUUCAGCCACAUGCCCAGCUUAAUGAACCAGAGAGGGUGUCACUAGACUCAUUCUCCUCAAACGAACAGUCAGAAGACGGCUACCCUCACGUGGACUUGGACACUAUUGACAGUGGUUUUGGAGAGUGCGGCAGCCCUCGAGCCUCAGACUCAAACGCAGCGGAGCAGAUGCACUCUGACUUAUUUCACGAGCACAAAAGCUUGAACUCUAACUACGUCAAGCAGUGGAUGAUAUGUAGCACUAUCGAAGACGACUUCAGCAACUCUGACACCGAACUCCUUGAAACACCGUGAUUAUCGCCGCUGAUUCACUGACACAAUCAGUAAUCCUGUAUAUUCUGUUAAUCUUGAAAUGUUUUAGUUGUGCACUUUGUAUAUAAUCAGGUUUCCUUGUUUUUAUAACAUUUGUUAUUAUGUUUGUUUGCUUUAAAGACAUUUGAGAGAGAUUUGAUUGGAGAGAGAGACAGCGAUGACAUUUAUUGAGACUGGAGUGUGCCAAAAUAACAAUUAUAUUUGUUGUUGUUGACUUACAUGCAGAUCAGACCAUCAGUAAUUAAUUGACGAUUUGAAGACAGGAAAAAAGAAUCAAUUUAUUAGUAGAUCAUAAUAAAGCACUGGGCAGUCCAUCAUUGUUAUUGGGACACUCCAGAAUCUUAUUACAAACAUGGAGAGUCAGUAAUCAGUAAUGUCAGCAUGUGUGGAUGCCUGAAACAAAGUAAACUAAACAGCAGCUGUGUCAGCCAAGGAAGAGGAGGCAUACACGUUCAGGUGGAGAGACUUUGUAGCUGGAACUCCACCAGGCUCAGGUGUCGAAAGACGAACCCCUGAAAGACAAAUUAGAGCCAGAAAACAGGACUCAGAGAUGGGUCGUCACACUCUACAGACAUGCACCAAGGGAUGAACAUAUUGCCUUGAUUCGUACUGCUGGAGGAUGAUUUUUUUUGUUUUGUUAUUUUUGUCACUGUAUGUACAGCUUCAUAUUCUCAUGGUCAUUGGCUUGUACUGUGGCACCGGCAUGCAUGCUACCUUAUCAAGAUGUCAGAUAAUGUCUGUUUUCCUUGCGCAUGCAUUUUCUCAGUAACCGCUGUAACCAUCCAUCCUGUUGCAACUUUAACGUCAGUAAAAAGAGCAUACUUGGA